GCCAAUUCACUUAAGAAGGAAGCAAUUGACACUGGCAUACUGGGUUAAUCUAAAAGGGCAGAAGGAUAGUCAUCCAACAAAAGCAUCCCUCUCUGGAAUGAGAUGGACUUUGUCGUAGAUGGAGGAGCUGAACACGCAGCAACAUUGAAAGCAUGAGUCCUGAUUGUUCUGGUAGUGGUGAUCUAGUUGUUCUGACUAUUUAUGUAGUAAUUUAAUUUAGGUUUUAUUUAAUUGGUUAAGAUGCAUCAUGUGACUUAGGUUAGAGGUCGUGGUGGCCAUCUUAGUUUUCACUUCUCCACAGCAGUGAUGCAGCAGCAGAUGUCUCUCUGAUAAAAGAUAUAUUCUUCUGUUAUUUCAUGCCAAAGAGGCCAUCGUCUGUAAGUGUUUAUUUAAUAUCAUCCAUGUUAAUAAAAAAGAGUAUUUCAUAAGGAUUUAAGAAAACAUUUGCUGUACAUUUUCAAAGAAGACUAUUGUUAUCUUUCUUACUAUUUACUUUUAUUCAUACUUAAUACUUAAUGUACGUUUUCUGUUUGUAUUGUAGUUUCACAAAAAAUGUACGUUGUGGGAAAGAAGAUUUCUAAGUAAAACACCGAAAAAGAACCUUUUUUGGUUUCGACUUUUUCUUCAACCCUCAUCCUGUUUAACUAUCUGUUGAGGUGCAACAUACUUGCAUCAGGGACAGAAUAGUGAAAAGACGGAGCUUCAAUGCAAUAGAAAGACGGAAUCUCUUCAUUCAAGCUACAGAGUCUGCUCUCAAGUGAAUGAUCGCCUCAUAUUUCAUUUCUUCAUCAAGUCUUGAACUUUGAGGUACUAUCUAUGCGAUUUAUGUCAUGGAGGGUGACAGGAAAUCUGAGACUGAGAAGAUGCUGAAAACUAGUUCUGUUGUUACACGUUCAACAGCAUCAUCAAAAAGGUCUAGUAGGACAUCGGCUAGCAUGGCUGCUGCCAAAGCACGAGCUAGAGCUGAGGCAGAGCGUACACGUGCAUAUUAUGUCAAGAAAGAAACUGAAAUGAAAGUAGAAAAAGUUCGCAUGGAAGGCAGUCUUACAGCACUAGAACAUGAAAAGGAGGCUGCUGCCGCUAUGGCCGAGGCAAGAAUAUUAGAGGAGGCUGUAGAGAGCAUGGAGGAAGGCAGUUAUCGUUCACAUAGCCCGAUUGCUCCUGCUGCAGACCCUGUGCAGCGCACGAGUGAUUAUGUGGAGCAGCACACAAAUAACUCCAUUGUUGUUCCUCCUGAGGAAAUAAGUUUAGCCACUCCACCUGUUGAUUUCAUGAACCUUUAUGGAAGUGAAAACAAGCAGUUAAAGGAAAGCUCUCAUAGGAGUGUGCCACCUGAUUUUGUUGAACAAGUCAACGAUUCAGUCUCAAAGCCUUACGCUAACAAGAUUGAAAAGCCUCAGUCUGCCACGUACAGUCCAGUUAAUUACUGGCCCCUUGCACAGACUUUCAAUUCCGGCGUUCCUAUGCAGUCAUCUUCCCACGGAGAAGUUGAAAUGAGUGAUUUAGCAAGAUUUCUUGCCCGUCGUGAGAUCAUUAGUUCCGGGCUCACAAUAUUCGACGAUCACCCAGAAAACUACUGGGCUUGGAAAUCCUCUUUCUUAAAUGCCACCAGUGGGCUCAAACUCUCUUCCAGUGAGCAGUUGGAUUUACUGAUUAAGUGGUUAGGCAGUCGGUCAUCAGAAUAUGUGAGACGCAUCAGGUCAGUGAAUAUAAGGUAUCCUGAUGCAGGGCUUAAAAUGGCAUGGGAUCGUCUAGAAGAGAUGUAUGGAUCCCCGGAAGUGGUUGAGAAAGCACUUUUUGACAAAAUUGAGAAAUUUCCAAAAAUCAAUAAACAAGAUCCUCUGAAAUUACAAGAGCUCGGAGAUCUGCUACGUGAGGUUCAGUCUGCUAAAGCUGAAGGGUACUUGACAGGACUUUCUUAUCUGGACACCUCCAGAGGAGUCAAUCCGAUCGUGGAGAAGCUGCCUUAUCACCUGCAAGAAAAAUGGAUUUAUCAGGGUUCUGAGUACAAAAGGAAGUACAACGUUACCUUCCCUCCAUUCUCCUUUCUUACUGACUUUGUCUGUCAGGAAGCACGUACUCGAAACGAUCCAAGCUUUAGCUAUAGUGCAGUCUGUACAACCCAGAUCAAAGCAGAACCGUUGGUUAAAAGACAAUUGCAAAGAAGGAUGGCCGUGUCUACACACAAGACGGGUGUAACAUCGUCAACCGGAUUUCUUCCCACAAGAAGUUCCGAAAAUGAACCUAUUGAUGUUGAAAAGCAGUGUCCUAUACAUAAAAACAAACCUCAUCCUCUGAGACGUUGCCGUGGGUUUAGAGCGAAGACUCUAGAAGAAAGGCAAACACUGCUUAGAGAAAAUGGUGUGUGCUAUAGGUGUUGUGCUUCGACGGUUCACUUGGCAAAGAACUGCAAGGCAGUAAUCAAAUGUAACGAAUGUGAAAGCGACCGACAUAUGUCUGCACUUCAUCCUGGUCCUCCACCGUGGGCCAACAAAGACCCUUCAUCAGAUCAUGGCGGGGAGGAGGAUAAAAGCCCUUCUCCUACUGUAACUUCACAAUGCACAGAGAUUUGUGGAGACAGUCCUAUACCUAAAUCAUGCUCUAAGAUAUGCUUGAUAGGAGUAUAUCAUGAGGAUCAUCCAGAAAUUAUGGUCAAGAUGUACGCAGUGCUCGAUGAGCAAAGUAAUAGAUCUCUAGCUAGACCUGAGUUUUUUGAUCUAUUCAAAGUAAAAGGAACAGAGCAUCCAUACUCUCUUCGAACUUGUGCUGGGUUAACAGAAACUUCAGGAAGAAGAGCCACUGGGUUUCAAGCUGUAUCUAUGGAUGGAAAGACACAUGUGUCACUUCCAACACUCAUCGAGUGUAAUUAUAUGCCUGACGACCAUUCUGAGAUCCCAUCUCCCACCAUUGCACGCCAGUUCCCUCACUUGAUAUCUAUUGCUCACGAAAUACCAGAGAUAGAUCCAUGUGCUAAGAUACUGCUUCUCUUAGGGAGAGACAUCAUCCAAGUCCACAAAGUGAGGAAACAGCUCAACGGUUUGAAUAAUUCACCGUACGCCCAAAAACUCGACUUUGGCUGGGUGAUAGUGGGAAAUGUCUGCUUGGGGUCAGCACAUAAACCUAGCACAGUUGACGUGUUCCGCACAAACAUACUUCUCAAUGGACGCCCAAGCAUAUGUGAGCCAUGUCCUAAUCAGAUACAGGUGAAAGAGAAGCUAAGCAGUAAAAAUCAUCCCAUCUCUUUACAUGGCUGUCGCUUUUACCCAUCCACCUGCCCUGAGUACUUGCUGGGUAACACUAUUUUCGAACGGACUCAAGACGAUGAAAAGAUAGCCCCUUCCAUUGAAGAUCGUUCAUUCUUGAAACUGAUGGACAAGGAAAUGUUCAUUGACAGCUCUAACAGCUGGGUGGCACCUCUUCCGUUCCGUAUUCCACGCCAACAGCUACCCAACAAUAGGGACCUGAGUAGGAAACGUCUCUUGUCACUUCAACAGACACUAAGGAAGAAGCCUCAAAUGCAGGAACAUUUCAUCACAUUCAUGCAAAGGAUUUUCGAUGCAGGUCAUGCAGAAUUAGCUCCACCUGUGAUGAAAAAUGAGGAAGUGUGGUACCUGCCUAUAUUUGGUGUCUAUCACCCUCCCAAGCCAGGACAGAUCAGAGUUGUUUUUGACUCUAGUGCUCAGUACAAAGGCCUUUCUUUGAAUCAAGUGCUUCUCUCAGGACCUGACCUGAAUAACUCCUUGCUAGGUGUUUUGCUGCGUUUCCGUAAAGAAGCAGUUGCAUUUACUGCUGACAUUGAACAGAUGUUCCAUAGCUUUGUGGUGAGAGAAGAUCACCGCAACUUUCUCCGCUUCUUGUGGUUUGAGGACAAUGACCUCUCGAAAGAUGUCACAGAGUAUAGGAUGAAGGUCCAUGUCUUUGGGAAUAGUCCCUCUCCCGCGGUAGCAAUCUAUGGACUUCAUCGUGCAGCUCAACAUGGAGAACUUGAGUUUGGGAAAGAUGCAAGAGCCUUUGUGGAGCGUAAUUUUUAUGUGGAUGAUGGCCUGAAAUCAGUGCCCACAGCUGUGGAAGCAGUUGGUCUGUUGAAAAGAACUCAGGAGAUGCUAGCAAGUUCCAACCUGAGGCUUCAUAAAAUAGCAUCUAACAGUCCUGAUGUAAUGAAUGCCUUUCCUGUGGAGGACCAUGUGAAAUAUCUCAAGGACCUCGAUCUGGAAAAAGAUACUCUACCUAUUCAGAGGAGCCUUGGUCUGAGCUGGAAUCUUAAAACAGACACUUUCACUUUUCGUGUUGAUGCAGAAGAGAAGCCUUUUACACGUAGAGGUGUCUUAGCAACUGUCAACAGCGUUUUUGACCCUCUUGGAUUGGCAGCACCUGUUACAAUACAAGGAAAGUUCCUUCUUCGUGACCUGACAGCAGACACCAAAGACUGGGAUGCCCCUCUACCAACAGUCAGGGAAGCUGAAUGGGAGGCUUGGAAAAACUCUUUGCAAGAUCUAGCUCAAUUUGAAAUACCCAGAGUGUACUCAAAGGUUUCGCUAUCUUCAGCUAAAAGGAAAGAAAUUCACGUUUUCUCAGAUGCUUCCACAAAGGCAAUUGCAGCAGUAGCUUACCUGAGAGUGAUGAAUGACAAUGGAUCAUGUACAGUAGGGUUUGUGAUAGGCAAGGCUAAGCUUGCUCCACUGUCUGCUCACACUGUACCUCGAUUAGAGCUUGGAGCAGCAGUCCUGGCAGUAGAAGUGGCAGAACUCAUUCAAGGUGAGAUGGAUAUUACUCCAGAUGCUGUAGAAUUCUAUUCCGACAGUAAAGUAGUGUUGGGGUAUAUUCAUAACCAAACCAGACGGUUUUACGUAUACGUGAGUAAUAGAGUCCAGCGGAUUAGGAAAUCUACAAGGCCAGAAUAGUGGCAU
Messenger RNA from Carassius auratus (goldfish), 4907 nucleotides. RefSeq lists its product as uncharacterized. The record is from RefSeq and is a predicted model, not a curated record. Lineage: Eukaryota; Metazoa; Chordata; Actinopteri; Cypriniformes; Cyprinidae. The transcript has 2 exons. Bases 831 to 4901 code for a protein of 1356 amino acids.